This is a messenger RNA of Drosophila elegans, 2992 nucleotides long. RefSeq names its product protein lingerer. The coding region runs from base 160 to 2748 and encodes 862 amino acids. The record is from RefSeq and is a predicted model, not a curated record. The transcript has 3 exons. Lineage: Eukaryota; Metazoa; Arthropoda; Insecta; Diptera; Drosophilidae.
UCCAUUGCGUUGCAACCCUGGUUGACAGAGUGCGAAAAAAUCGGGGAGCAUUUUUCUGGGCCGCAUUAAUUGUGUUGAAAAGCGUCGAGCAGCGUGUGAAUCAAUAGCGCAGAGCAGAGUGGCCAACGAUUAGGUGACUCCGGGUAAGCAAAAGUCGGGAUGGACUAUCGCCAAAUGAAGAACGACGCUUACGGCAUUGGCCAGCGGCGUGGAAUGGGCAAUUCCGGUGGUGGAGGCGGAGGUGGAAUGUAUUCCUCAAACUUUGGUGGUAGCUACAACAACAACUUCAGCGGCGGCGGCGGCAACAACAACAACUAUCCACGUUCCGGCGACGAUCGCUCCGGUUUUAAUCCAAACAAUCAGCGUUUCGGCGGCAACUCCGGCGAUGAUUUCCAAGACAAUUACCGGGGACAUCAGCAGCAGCAGCUAUCCAACUAUGGAUCAUCAAAUAUGAAUAGGGGACAAUCCAAUUUGGGCAACCUGGCGCGUUUACUGGAACUUGAGUCGUCACAGAAUUUCGGCAACCGCAAUGCCGGAGCCUCCGGAAAUUUCAAUUCGGAAUUGCGCCAUCCGGAGAAUAGCUAUCGCGGCCCGCAGUCACAGAACAACAGCGACAGAUUCUUCAACGACGUGCCCCGGAAUCAGAAUCAGGGUUCGUUCGGCAACUUUGGUCACAACGAGGGUCCCUCAUUUGGCGGAAAUAAUGGGCCUUCCUUUGGACCCAACGACGGGCCCAAUUUUGGCGGCAACAAUGGUCCUUCCUACGGGGGAAACAAUGGCCCUUCGUAUGGAGGAAACGACGGGCCCUCUUACGGAGGAAACAAUCCACGCAACUCGGGCAACUUUAACAAUGACAAUUUCCCAGGAAGAGGUCCGAGCUUCGAUAAUCAGCCAUCUGGAUUCAAUGAUUCCUACGGACGAGGUGGAAACCAGGGCAAUUUCGGGCAAAACUCGGGCAACUUUGGAAACAACUCGGGCAACUUUGGCGACAACAAUCGCGACAUGGGAAACUACAACAAUCGAGGACCGGGCGGCGGCGGAUUAGGACCAGGAGGACCUGGCUAUAGUGGCAAUAAUUCUGGGGGCGGCUUCAGCAACAACAUCAGUCGCACAUUCAACGACUCUCGCAACAACUGGAACAACUCGCAGGCCCAGUCGCAAUCCUCUUCGUUCCAGAACUCCGGCUAUCAAUCGAACAGUGGAGGAGGAGGAGGUGGUGCCAUCGGCGGCGGCGGUGGAGCCAGUAGCUCCGGCUGGGAAGCCAGCCAGCGAGCCUUCAACACGAAGCGUAACCAGCUUCAAAAGAUGAACCUGAACAAUGGUGGGGUUGUCCGCAAACCGGGACCUCCGCCGGCCGCCAAGGCGGUGCAAAUCUUGCGAAACAAUCCGCGGGCAGCUGCCGCCAUCGUCACUGCCACGGGCAGGAACAAUGUGCUUAACAAUAGGAACAGUCAGCCCAACAAGCCCGCCAACAUACGUCCGGGCAAUGCAGUUGGAGGCCAGAAGAAACCGCCCAAUGCCCCACCCACUCAGUAUAAGGUCAACAACUUAGCUCCCAAGCCGAAACCAGUUGCAGUAGUCAACAAGAAACCACCGGUGGCUGGACAAGCGGCACGGAGUGGUUCCGCAGUCGUGAGGAGUGGGCCACAGGCAGCCAAAACUGGACCACCGGCUGUUAGAACUGGACCACAGGUUCAGAAGAAAGGACCACUGGUCCAGAGGACGGGACCUCAGACAACUAGGACUGGUCCGCAUCUAGUGAAGGCUGGCCCACAAGCAGGCAUCCCAGCCGGAGUGGCUAAAAGGCCAAACAACGCCCCUGGAUUACCUGUACAAGUCGGUCAGAAGCGCAUCGCCCCAGCUCCGCCAGUGGAAACUGAGCCUGCCUCCAAGUCGGUGAAGAAGUGGCGUCGUGUGGCCCGCAAGCGCGGCUUCCUAAUGGGCGGCUUCAAAAUCCCCUAUCUGAACGAUCAGCCGAAGAAGAUUCCACAGCCGGAGGCCGACUCGUAUGCCUUGUCCUUCUUCGAGCAGAACUUCAAUUACAGCACAAACCAGGACGCCACCGAGGAGGACUUCCUGGAGGCUGCCGUCGUGCUCAACGAAGACUCGGAGGACGAGUCGGUGGCCGACGAUGCCAAGUCGGCUCGAAAGAUCGCCAAGCGCAAUAGGAAGCGCCUGAGGACCGAGUGGGCACCGCUGCACGAGGCGAAGAAAUACAAGGACUGGGCCAACUGGUGGAAGGACUACAAGAACGUGGGCGAGGAGAUCAACCAGCAAUUGUUGGAGUGCGGUAAUCUCAAUCUGGAGCACUGCUUCCUGCCCAAUCUGCCCAAGCUUUCCACGGAGCAGGUGGUUUAUGCAAUCAUCAAGUCCGCUCACUUUGGACUCGAGAAGAAUGCGGAUGUGCCGUACGACACCAUGAAGACAAUCUUCACCUUGAUGAACCGCACCUUCCUGGACAACCUCACUGAGCUGAACAUGGUGGAGAUCCAGGACAUCAUUCGCGGCAUACCCAACGACCUCUGGGUAUACAAGAUGCGCAGCAUGGUCUACCUGUGGGCCAAGUACAAGGCCAUCACCAAUUCCAAGUCCACCGCCGAGGAGGACGUUAAGGAUCAGCAGGCCAUUGCCCGCGAGUGGAAGAGUCCCUGCUUCCACUGGUUGUCCAAGCAGGCUUUUGACGAGCUGGUGGCUAUUAGUGAAACCGAAUGGAAGGACCAUCGCAGCAUUUUUCCGGUUUUAGAGUAAAAGAACUCGGAUAAUUUUGAAAGUACACAUCCUUUCUCUUCUCAACAUCCAGACCUACACACACACGAGUCCCAUCACCGAACGAAAAUUAGGUUCUUCUUCAGGACUAUUUUAUGAAGUAUAUGAUUACGUAUCUAGAUUGUAUUAAAGACCUUUAUUAUACACAUUAUGAAGGAACACCCUGACUAUAUGAUGUAGUCUGUAAUUAGAUCAGAAUGCUUAAAUAAAUAAAGAACUAUCCCGA